AUACACCACGUACGAGCUCACUUCGACUACGACCCCGAGGAGGAUCCGUACAUACCGUGCCGCGAGUUGGGCGUGGGCUUCCAAAAGGGCGACGUGCUGCACGUGAUCUCGCAGGAGGAUCCCAAUUGGUGGCAGGCUUAUCGCGAGGGCGAGGAGGACCAAGCGCUUGCCGGCUUGAUUCCAAGCAGAGCGUUUCAGAUGCAGCGUGAGACGAUGAAACAGACAAUAGCUGGUGACAAAUCGACGGUACGAGGAGCGAAAAAAUCCAGCACCCUUUUAUGUGCCAGAAAAAAUCCAAAGAAAAAGAAGAGGAGCAAGUUUGGUAAUUUCAACGACGAUGGCUAUCCCCUUUACUCCACCACCUUUAUCGAAGACGACAGCGACGAGAUACUGACCUACGAAGAAGUGGCCUUAUACUACCCCAGAGCUAAUCACAAAAGGCCCAUCGUGCUUAUCGGUCCGCCCAAUAUCGGCAGGCACGAGCUGAGGCAGCGACUGAUGGAGGAUAGCGAAAAAUUCGCGGCUGCGAUUCCUCACACGAGUAGGCCACGCAAAGAGUCGGAGGUCGACGGCCAGGACUACCACUUCAUUUCGCGGCAGCAGUUCGAGUCGGACAUCCUCUGCCGGAAGUUCGUCGAGCACGGCGAGUACGAGAAAGCUUACUACGGCACGUCGAUCGAGGCGAUCCGAAGCGUCGUCAAUUCCGGCAAGAUAUGCGUCCUGAACCUUCAUCCCCAGUCCCUCAAGAUCCUGCGCAACAGCGACCUCAAGCCGUACGUGGUGUUCGUGGCGCCGCCUAGUCUCGAAAAACUCCGGCAAAAGCGCAUCAAGAGCAACGAGCAGUACAAGGAGGAGGAGCUGAAGGACAUCAUCGAGAAGGCCCGCGAGAUGGAGGACAAGUACGGCCACCUGUUCGACAUGAUUAUCAUCAACAACGACGUUGAUCGGGCGUACAACCAGCUACUCACCGAGAUCAACUCCCUCGAAAGAGAGCCCCAGUGGGUGCCCGCUUCUUGGGUGCAAUAACAACAGCAGCGGCAGUCGCUGCAACAACGACGGCUCGCUUUCGCUUUGUCGUCGACCGCGUA
Molecule: messenger RNA, 1088 nt
Organism: Copidosoma floridanum
Lineage: Eukaryota; Metazoa; Arthropoda; Insecta; Hymenoptera; Encyrtidae
Molecular function (GO): protein binding
Source: RefSeq, a predicted model, not a curated record